Molecule: messenger RNA, 2949 nt
Organism: Chara braunii
Lineage: Eukaryota; Viridiplantae; Streptophyta; Charophyceae; Charales; Characeae
Source: the annotation of a GenBank genome assembly
GUUGACACACUGUGCCUAAAGGACUGGGUGCAACACCUUAGUAGACCGGUAGCAUUUACUUUGGCCAACAAAGAGUGCAUGAUGGUGGAGGACUACGUUAAAGAUGUAGUUUGCACCUUCUCUUACCCAGGAGGAGAAAUAAAUCAUAAGAUAUAAUUCCUGGUGAGCGACGAGUUGCCCUUUGACAUGUUGUUGGGCAUGUACUACCUCGAGGUUGCCAAGCCCCAGUUUGACUGUGACAAGAAGGUGUUGAAGCACGAGUUGCCUAGUGGGAGAACCGUGAGACUGGCUAAGUACAAAGCAAGUAGGUUCAUAGACUCCUAUGGGUGCUUAUGCGCAUCAACUUUCUAUAUUUAUUAUAAACAGAACCAAGAGGAAGGGAUGUACUUAGUUUAUGUCUCUGCAAAAGGGGAGGCCAUUGAAACACCCCCAAAGAUAGAGACCAUUGUCGCUAAGUACCCUGAUCUGUUCGAGGAGACCCCAGGAGUCGUAGACAGGGAGGUUGUCCAUGCCAUAGAGAUCAUCCUAGGUAGCAAGACACCUAAAGGGAGAAUCUAUAGGAUGGCUCCGGCCGACUUGGACGAGCUUCGUCGGCAACUGAAAGAGCUCACAGAAAAGGUUUGGAUACGGCCUAGCGCUUCCCCCUUUGGUUCACCAGUUCUUUUUGUUCCAAAGAAAGGGGGAACACUGAGGAUGUGCAUUGAUUAUAGAGACCUCAAUGCCAUCACAGUUAAGAACGUAGAGCCUCUACCACGCAUCGACGACCUAUUGGACAGGGUGCAUGGAUGUAAGUAUUAUACAAAGAUAGACUUAAAAUCCGGCUACCAUCAAAUUGCCAUUAGACCAGAGGACCAACACAAAACCGCAUUUCAGACCAGGUACGGUCUGUGUGAGUUUGUAGUGAUGCCCUUUGGCCUUUGCAAUGCGCCGCGUACAUUCCAGCACGCCAUGAAUAGGAUCUUCCAUGACUACUUAGAUAAGUUCGUUGUCGUGUACCUCGACGAUAUACUUAUCUUUAGUAGAACUGUCGAGGAGCAUGCUCAACAUGUAGACAAAGUACUUUCACUUCUUCGACGACACAAGUAUAAGAUAAACGCAGAGAAAUGCGAGUUCGGUCACACUCGAAUCUUGUACUUGGGUCAUGAAGUAUCCGCGGAUGGGAUUAGGCCCGAAGAUGCGAAGGUGGCUAGCAUUAGGGACUGGCCACGACCCCAGUCCAUGACUGAGGUCAGAUCAUUCUUGGGAAUGUGUGGUCAUUAUCACAACUUCGUGAAGAACUAUAGCACGAUCGCAUCUCCCUUGACUGAUCUAACUCGACUUGACACACCAUGGGACUGGACCGAGGAGUGUGAGGCAACGUUCAAACGUUUGAAGCAUGCUCUCACGCACCAUGAGGUUCUCAUGGUACCCGACCCGCAAAGGCCAUUUGUUGUAACCACUGACGCAAGCCAAUAUGGCAUUGAUGCAGUGCUGGCUCAACAGGACGGGAAAAAGUUGAGACCAGUGGAGUACAUGAGCAAAAAAAUGUCAUCAAAGAAGUUGGCAAAGUCCACCUACGAGAGGGAACUCUACGCUCUCUACAAGGCACUUGUCCACUGGAGGCACUAUCUGUUAGGAAGGUUUUUCUAUUUGAGAACUGACCAUCAGACCCUCAAGUGGAUCAAGACACAGCCGGUUCUCUCCGAUGCACUCAAACGCUGGAUUGGAGUCAUAGAUCAGUAUGACUUCAAACUAGACUAUGUGAAGGGAGAGUACAACAAGGUUGCAGAUGCGUUGUCUAGAAGGGCAGAUUACCUGGGUGCGCUGAUUUCAAAGUUUGGCCUAUCUGAGGACAUGACUCGAUCAAUGGGGGAAGCCUACAAGGAAGAUCCCAUCACGAUGGACAUCAUUAACAAACUUUCGGCUAAAGACAAGGCCACCACUGAUGAAUUUGUGAUGGUGGAUGGGUUGCUCUUUCUUGAGAAGGCAGGGUUAAAGAGAUUAGUUGUUCCAUCUGAGGAAGAUUUGCGUAGUUUAUUUUUAGGUGAGUGCCAUGACGCAACGGGACAUUUCGACUACAAGAAGACUAGUGCUAACUUAGUACAACAAUUUUGGUGGCCUAACAUGCUGGACGAUGCAAAGAAGUACGUACAAACCUGUCAAGUCUGUCAACGGGACAAGCCGAGGACUCAAGCUCCGCUUGGGUUACUCAAGCCUCUACCCAUUCCUGCUGGCUCAGGGCAUAGUAUCUCCAUGGACUUCAUGGAUACUCUCGUGACCAGCAAGAAUGGCAAGAGGCACAUCUUCGUCAUAGUGGAUAGGCUUACUAAGUACGCUAGAUUAAUCGCCAUGCCAGAAACUGCCAGAACUGAACACGUCAUCAAGUUGUUCAUGGACAACUGGGUGCGUGACUUUGGACUUCCGAAAACGAUCGUCAGUGACAGAGAUGUACGUUUCAUAAGCGAGAUGUGGAAGAAGGUCGCUAAACACAUGGGCAGCCAACUUCAUAUGACUUCUGGGAAUGAUCUCGAAGCAAAUGGGCAGGCUGAACAGAUGAACCGAGUGGUGCAACAUCUGCUGAGGCAUUACAUCAAGCCCAACCACGAUGACUGGGAUGAGAAAUUACCUCUCAUCGCCAGCCUGUACAAUAACGUUGUACAUAGCACCACCGGCGUCAGUCCUAAUCAACUGCAUCUGGGGUGGAAACCUAGAUCUGCUCUAAACUUCCUCUUGCCUGAAAACCGAACUGCUGCAACUCCUGGAACCAUUGAAUUUGGUGUCCAGUAUGAGAAACUGUUGCAGCAGACUGUCGAACACAUCAAGAAAUCUCAAGAAGUCAUGAUUGCUUCUAUAAGAACAAGCGUCGCCGACAGUCCACAUUUCAGGUAGGGGAACGUGUCUGGGUCAAGGCUAGUGAGUUGGGACAUGAGUUUGGCAUCUCUAGGAAACUAAUGCCUUAGUAUUUCGGUC